GGUUGCGUGGUAUUUUCGUCAUACUUUCGCAACGGUCACACGCUUUCUAUUUGAUUUUUUUUUCCAAUCAUUUUUGUUAAACAAUUUACCGUGAAUUUUGUUGUUGUGUGUGUGGAUGUGUACGUACUGGCGGAAAAAAGCAAUACGAAAGUGCUGGCUUAAAGCGAAAAUAAACGAAAUACGGCAGAAAAUGCUGGCAAACAACAAUUCAUCAAGGUGAAACUGCGCGCCCUGGCAUUGAGUUCUCGCCUUUGAAAACGGGGCGCUAUUAACCUGGCUGUUUAAACAAGAAAAAAAACUGUUAACUACUUGUCGUUCGAUUGGUGCAUUGAAUAAAAGGAAAUUCAUCAUAUUUUGGCGGCCAAUUUGCAAAUACAAAAUACUAAAUACGCUAGAUGAAGCACGCACAUACACAAAGGCGCUGGCGAACGUAAAUACACAACACACACGCACAGCGGAGUGGCUACCGAAUAUAGUCGUCUCGCUUGCACCUACUGUGAGCGGAAGGGCUGCUAAAGCAAGAUAGAAAUAGAGAGAGGCCCCUGAACUGCCUUUCUUGUACAUUAUAUAUUUUUUAUUGUUUUUUUCUGUGGUACGACGUGUGCGUGUGUGUGUGCGAGAGUGCCAAAUGUCAUCGGAAAUUACAACACUGCGCGACGUCUAGGAGGUAGAAGAAGAGGAAGAAGAAGCGGCAGCCCCAAGCAGCGGCAACAUAAACAAAACACGGGAAAAACAAAAAUACAAGAUGUUGCCCGCCAAUAAUAAAAGUAACACCCAUACCAACAGCACUACCAAUACCAACAGAUGCCUCAUCAAGUCGGCCAUUGAAAGAACGGUAGUUCGUCUAAGGGAAACGCCAACUACCAGCGGCUCUUCAUUCCAGGACACCGAAUCACCGUGUUUGGAAUACGAUAUUAUUAACUAUUAUGCCGAUAAUAAUACGACAACAAUGCCGCCACCGCCACGAAUAGCCGUUACUCCACGGCAACAGCAGAAACAGCAUUUGUCCUCUUCUCGCCACGGCAGCAACAAUAACAAUAACAGUGAGUGCCAUCCAGCACUGGAUGCCAGCAGUGUUGUUGUUAUUGCACCGGCAGCGGGGAGAGGUCAAACGUCGGAUCAGGAUGCAUUUCCGAGCCUGGACGAAGAAUUAAUGAACGACACUGACGACAUGGAAGUGGAAAUAGAUGUGGAGGCGGGAUCAACACCAGCCAAGCCGUUUAAUCCAAAGAAACAACAGCAGAAUAUAACGACAGAGACAACAAAUCGUUUUCGGGGCGGCGGUGGAGCGGCGCAAAGUCGUUUACGCCGGUCAGCGGCAAUCGUUCCAGUGAGAUCACAACAACAACAGCAGCAGCAGCAACAACCGCUUCCAGAGAGCGGCGGUUCCAAUAACAACUCUAGCCCAAGUGCUUCCAAUCCCUCGCCGUGCUCUUCCCUUGGCGUUAAUAUGCGCGUAACGGGACAAUGCAGCCAAGGCGGCAGGAAAUAUAUGGAAGAUCAGUUUUCGGUUGCCUAUCAGGAAUCACCGGUAACGCACGAACUAGAAUAUGCAUUCUUUGGCAUAUAUGAUGGCCAUGGCGGUCCCGAGGCUGCACUCUUUGCCAAGGAACAUUUAAUGCUGGAGAUUGUCAAGCAAAAACAGUUUUGGUCGGAUAAGGACGAGGACGUCCUGAGAGCAAUACGCGAGGGAUACAUCGCUACACACUUCGCCAUGUGGCGGGAACAAGAGAAAUGGCCCCGCACCGCCAACGGGCACCUGAGCACCGCUGGCACCACCGCCACAGUGGCUUUCAUGCGUCGCGAGAAGAUCUACAUCGGCCAUGUGGGCGAUUCUGGGAUCGUUUUGGGCUACCAGGUCAAGGGCGAACGCAACUGGCGGGCCAAGCCACUGACCACCGAUCACAAGCCGGAAUCGCUGGCGGAGAAGACGAGAAUCCAGCGAGCCGGCGGCAAUGUGGCCAUCAAGUCGGGAGUACCGCGCGUGGUGUGGAAUCGACCCAGGGAUCCAAUGCAUCGCGGACCAAUUCGGAGGAGAACUUUGGUGGACGACAUACCCUUCUUGGCGGUGGCCCGUUCCCUGGGCGAUCUCUGGAGUUACAAUUCACGCUUCAAGGAGUUCGUUGUGAGUCCAGAUCCGGAUGUCAAGGUGGUCAAAAUCGAUCCCAGUACGUUUAGAUGCCUGAUCUUCGGCACCGAUGGCCUGUGGAACGUGGUGACCGCCCAGGAGGCGGUGGACAGUGUGCGCAAGGAGCACUUGAUCGGCGAGCUACUGAAAGAACAGGACGUCAUGAAUCCCAGCAAGGCGCUGGUGGACCAAGCCCUAAGAACCUGGGCUGCCAAAAAGAUGCGGGCGGACAACACGUCCGUUGUGACUGUGAUACUAACGCCAGCGGCACACAACAACUCCGCAAACUCACCCACAAACACGCCGGCGCGUUCGCAAUCCGCAAUGCAACGCGACACUGAUCUGGAGGUCGAACUCCUGCUGGAGGAAGACGACGAGCAGGGGGAGCACUCCCCGCUGGAUGCGGACGUGGAUGUCGAUGUGGAGAACAACUGCCCGGAGUUUCUCAUCGAGGAGGAUGAGUAUGUGCUCGACCAGCCGUACAGUGCCUUGGCCAAGCGGCACCUUCCGCCGGAAGCCUUUCGCGACUUCGAUUACUUUGGCCUGGACGAGGAUGAGGAACAGGAGGAGGAGGAGGAGGAGGACGAAGACGACGAGACCAUCGAGGAGGAGCACGCCGAGGAGGAAAGCCAAAUCAAGUCCGACGGUCUGCUGCAGCAGAUCUUGUUUAGUUCGCGGAAGGCGUGGCGCAAGUCCACGAUCAACAACUCGUGGAACGGCGCAACCGAACCGGAACCUGAUCCCGAUCCCGAGCCAGACCGACUCACUGGCGCCACAAUGGACAUGUAUUCGCACAGCAGCAUCGACAAGUGCGCCAUUUAUGCGAACAGCGUAAAUGUAACGGCGCCACCGGCAAUUAGUCCAAUUAAUCCAGCCGUGCGGGCUGGCAAUCGGGAGCUAAGCGAACUGGAGCAGCACCUGGAGAGCAGCUACAGUUUCGCCGAGUCCUACAACACGCUGCUCAACGAGCAGGAGGAGCAGGAGGCGCGUUCUCGUUCCGCAGCAGCGGCAGCAGCAGCAGCAGAAGCAGAAACCCAUCCAUCCACCACUGGCCAAUCCACUGCAUCCGUUGUGGUGGAUCGCAGCAUGCUGGAGAUCAUCCAGGAGCAGCAGCACUACCAGCAGCAGGAGGGCUACUCGCUGACGCAGCUGGAGACUCGAAGGGAACGGGAGCGGCUGACCACCGAAGCGUGGCCGCAGCAACAACAACAGCCGGCGGAGCUGAUCGAACUGGACGCUCUGCUGCAGCAGGAGCGCGCCGAGGAGGAGCAGGUGGCGCUGGAGCAGCAGCUGCAGCGCGAGCAGGCCAUCAUCAGCAGUUCGGGUCAGCAGGAGUUCGCCUUCCCCACAGCAGCCAUCGCCGAACAAUGGAACAAUGCAACGUCGACGGAGGAGGAGGAAAUCGAGGUGCCUGUAAUGGAGACCAUCGUCCACAUCGAGCAGGAAUCCGAACGGGAACAGGAACCCUGUGUAGAGGAACCCGAACAGGAGCUGCAGGACAACGAGGUGAGCUCCACGCUGCCCGCCACUCCCACGCAACAAGUGAUCCAGGUGGAGAUCGAACCGCUGCUCGUGGAGCCGCCCAUCAAACUGCUGGAAAAGCUGGCGACGGAGAAGGAGAAGCCUCUGGCACGAAAGCUGCCCAGGCAGCCGGAGGGAGCCAAGCAGGACGCGCCGGGACUCGUGGCUGUGCUGGAAACAGUGGCCGAGAUCCGCAAGGAGGAUCCAUGCAACCACGAGGCGGUCCACUACCUGUUCGAGCACAUCCAAAAGCUCCAGGACUCGGAGAUCACCCCGGUGGCCUCCAACUCCUCGGUGGGCGAAUCGCUCGACUCCGCUGGCUCAAUGGCCGCUCCACGAAUCCGUCAAAUCCGAAGGUAUCGCAAUGUUCCGAACGAGAAUCACCAGCACAUGCAGACGCGUCGCCGCCAGAUCUUCAAGCACGUCAAGCCCAAGUCCUUCAUGGCGUCCAGUGCGGCGGCGAUUGUGGCCUACAGCGAUGCCAAUGGAUCACCAGCGCAUGGAGCAGUCGGCUCCCCGGGCUCAAAUUCCGUUGAAGGACGAGUGGGUGGCGGUGGCGUUGGCGGCGGCGGAGCGACCAGCGGUGGCUCCAAUCCAGCGGUGGUGGCCGUCAAUCGCCGGCGCAGCGUCAACGUCAACGUGGUGGCCAGUUCGAGCGGAAAUGGAAGCGGUGGAGCCACCGGUUCCAUGAUGAUGACCCGUCGCAGUCACAGCUUGACGGCCAGCGGUGCGGUGAGCAAGCGCCAGCUGCGGAGCAGCCUCUGCAGUCUGGGAAUGGGCAUGGGACUUGGUCUGGGUCUGGACAUGACCAAGCGAACGCUGAGGACGCGGAACGUACCCAUUUCCUCGGGUGGCGGCGGCGGCGGCGGAGGAGGAGGAGGAGGAGUGGGUGGAGCGUCCACGCCCGUUGGCAACUCUUCGUCGGCGAGCGGAGGCAGCAACUCGAAUGGUGUCUUCAGCAGCCCCAGCAACCCGGUGAGCACGCCACGGGGAACUCCCAGCAAUCCCGGAUCGGCAGCCAACGGAUCGCGUCGGUUGAAGCACAGCCACGAGGACCGCGAGCAGCGGCGGAGUUUGCGGCGCAGCACGCUGAGUGCGAGUGCCAGCGGCAGUGGUGGCCUGGUGGUCAGCGGAUCACCUGCCGGCAGCAAGUCCAACCGGUUGCAGGCCUGCAAUGGAGCCAUCUCGGCGCGACCGCCACCCUCGCCGAAGAAACUGAAUGCGGCGGUGCCGACGCUGGCGAUUGGAACGCGGGCCUACACGGCUGCCUUGGCGGCUGCAGCCGAUCACCUGAACAAGCGCUGGUCCCUGAGGAGCAGCAGCAGCAGUAGCAGCAACUCCAGCAGCAACCUGAUCACCGCCAUCAGCUGUUACAGCGCCAGGAGCAGAGCGGCGGCGGCGGCGGCAGCAGCAGCUGGAGGAUCCGGCGGAGGAGGAGGAGCGGGAUCUCCAGGAGGAGCAGCGAAUCCAGGUCCACCGCUAACCGCAUCCACGGCUGCCACGCGGAGGCGCUAACCUCUGUAGCCUGUGACCUCUGUAACCUGUAACCUCUGUAACCUGUAACCUCUGUAACCUUUAACCUGGAAACGGAAACGGAAAUAGAAAACAGAAAACAGAAAUAUUUGAAGACAGACGAAAGAAACCCAAAAUUCAAGCGGGCGAGCAACUUGCAAGUACAAAUCCUAAGCAACGGAAAACCUAAAAUCUUAGUUCUACGAAAUCGAAAAUGAUAAAUUGUGUAAUUUACAAAUUUUGAAUGUGCACAACACACACACACACACACACUUUGCGGAUAUCGGAUAUAUUGUUUUAAAUGUAUAUAGAAAGCUAUAUAACACACAACACGCAUAUAUAUAAAUAUAUAUAUAUUUAUACCUAAGCCUAAACAAUAAAACAAAAAUUCAUAAUGUAGCUAUAAAUCGCAGUUAGUAUAUAUGGUAGAUAUAUGGAGAUAUAUAUAUAUAUAUUUUUGUAAUGCCUGCAGUAAGCAGUUCUCCAAACAUCCGACAGUUUUCCUCAAAUGUGAAUGUGAAUGUCAUCAUUUUACGCUUUCAAUUUUAAUUUUCAAGGAAAAUGGAACAACACAACACAUCUGAAAGUAUUUAUCUUGUCUUUUAUGUUUUUUUUUUAAGUUAACUAAGAUAGUUGGUAAGUUAAGUUAAAAUGAGAGAUGCUAAUAAGUUAAAUCUUUUACCUUUUAAUUUCUUGUGCUUUGGUUGUAAGAAAAAACUACUUGUGUUUGCGUAUUAAAUCAUGUCAUCGUGCAUUAAGCAUUAUCAAAUCAAAUACAUAUGAUAUUUCACAUAA
Drosophila ficusphila is the source of this 5956-nucleotide messenger RNA. RefSeq lists its product as uncharacterized. The record is from RefSeq and is a predicted model, not a curated record. NCBI's taxonomy places the organism in Eukaryota, Metazoa, Arthropoda, Insecta, Diptera, Drosophilidae. Bases 746 to 5164 code for a protein of 1472 amino acids. Gene Ontology annotation, biological process: protein dephosphorylation. Gene Ontology annotation, cellular component: nucleus; cytosol. Gene Ontology annotation, molecular function: mitogen-activated protein kinase binding; cation binding; protein serine/threonine phosphatase activity. The transcript has 3 exons.